Mercenaria mercenaria is the source of this 5315-nucleotide messenger RNA. RefSeq lists its product as uncharacterized. Gene Ontology annotation, molecular function: serine-type endopeptidase activity. The transcript is spliced from 6 exons. Gene Ontology annotation, biological process: proteolysis. The record is from RefSeq and is a predicted model, not a curated record. The coding region runs from base 240 to 1610 and encodes 456 amino acids. Lineage: Eukaryota; Metazoa; Mollusca; Bivalvia; Venerida; Veneridae.
ACAGAUGUGUGUGGGAAAUUUGAACAUUGAUUAAAUACUUUGAUGUGUAGCAAAUAAGUUUUUCGUGGAUGAUAGUGUUUUUGUAUGCUAUAUUGACUAGGACAGUGUUAAUCUUCAGAAAUACAGUGCUGUCAAUGCUGUAAUUUUGUUUUGAAAUUCACAAUAUAUGUCCAAAUGUGCUUUCAAAGAAGGAGAAAUUGUACCGGGUCGACACCAUAAUUUUUUGCCUUAAAUCGAAAAUGAGUUUUGAUUCGCCCUUUUCCAGUCAAGAUCUGAGUGAAUUGGAGCUUUUAGACGGUGCAUACUCUCAAGAAGAUUUAAGAUAUAUUGACUCAAUUGAAAGUGCUUAUUUCGAAAAAGGAGAAAACGAUCAAACUGAAAAUCAAACUCGGACUUCAGACGAGAAUGAAAAUAUCCAACAGAAUAACAGAGGGUUUUUAGAAACAACAAAUGAUAUAUCUGGCUCGGGCUUUGUAGAAAAUACUAUUAACAGCUACAUGUUAACAAACGAUGAGGAAACUGCAAUUAGCGCAGUACUUACAGUCGAAAUCGAUGCAGAAACUUUGCAAACAGAAACUACGAAAUAUGCUGACAAUGAGACUAGGAAACGUAAACUGACUGCGGAUACCAGUGAUGAAUCAAACGAAGCAGCAAAGGCAAAACAACGUUUAGUGCAUUACAAAAUUGCAGAAGAAACCGAUGAAGUAAACGUUGACGUGAACUCUUCAUCAUCGUCUUUGACUCGAAUAAGUAGCGUAGGAUAUCCGUUAACGAAAAGCAAAGAUGACACUUUGUCUAAAAGCAUGCUAGAUAGUUUAUCAGUACAGAUGGAAUCUGUUGGUAUAUUAAUAGCUCCACCACGGGUUAUGGGAACUGUCUUUAGAGUGGGAAGCAAGUAUCUCAUGACGGCCCAACAUGUAGUUGAAGAAAUCGUUGAUCCGGACGGUUUCAUAAGGGAGGAUUCGAUAUACGUCACUUUCAACGAGUCUGUGCUUGAUCCAAAAAGGCAAGUCUAUAAUCUAGAGAAAGUCAUCUAUAGGAAUUAUGAUCUAGACGUUGCUAUAUUAGAAUUAUCAACUUCAGACAGCGUCCUUCCUUCGAAAAUGCACCUCAGCAAAGAUGAUGUCACCACACUUUGUAUAAAGGAGGUCUCCUUCAUAGGAUUCGGCCAUCCAGAGGAAUCUAACGUCAAACAUCUAGAUCCGAGAUGCAGACUGAUUUCUGCUCAAUCUCAAAGGUUUUUAGAAGCUCAUACAUGGCUUGACCAAAACAUAACAUAUAUAAAAAAUGCUGUAAGUAAAAUGGGUCAAGAUCCGGCAAUAGUCAAUAAAGGUUAUGGUUUUUACGCUGACAAUAAUAAAAUUAUUUUUGAUGGUUACAUGCAACAAGGAGCCUCUGGUUCUCCGGCUUUGACCCAUAACAAUCGUGGGCAGGUGAAAGUUGUUGGUAUCCUCACCCAUGGGUUGCCUGAAUUUUAUUUCCUUAUGCCAAAACUAACACAACAUAUUGUGAAAAAUGAAUAUAGAUUUGAAGUAGCUUCCAAAAUGAGUAGUAUAUAUAGCAGUAUUCUAAACGAAAAUAAGGAUUUAGCAAACGAUCUAUUUGAGUAGCCAACCAAGCGUACAUUUGCCGAAAUUUCUAACACUGAUAGCAUAUUAAAAUAAAUCUUACUUCAAUAGCAUUCGCAUGUAAACGGUCAAAAGAACAAUGAACCCGGUUUCGAAUCUAGGUCUGGCUGCAAAUUUUUUUACACGCCCUGUGACAUCAUUGAACGAGCGACAGACCGGGCUGAUAUUUUGAAUAGAAAAAGAUAACAUUAGUCAAAUUCCUCUUCAAACCAGGGCUAAAGCGAUAUAGACUUUGGAAGACUGUACACCAUAUGAGGUGGGCUUAUUUUGAUUGCAUUUAAAGUGUGUGACAAAAGACUAAACAACACUUCGGUUUAUUAGGAACAAUAUAUGCAAUCUAUCUGCACAUGUAGAUUUUUUUUAUUUCUUUUCAGUGUUUCAUCAAAGCAGCAAUAUCUUCCUAUUGUAUUGAAUAGAGCAUUCUUUUUUUCCAUUUCUUCUAACAAUGCUUGAUAGUAAAUAAAACACACGCUUUAUUUAGUGAAAUAUAUAAAGCUAUUUAUAUUUAUAAUUGCAAUACCACUACUUGUUAUUAUCACGUUACAUCAAAUGCUAAGACUACCCUGGAGGAAAAGUUGGGUGGCGUUUCGUUUUUUCCGCGCAAUACCACUUACCGGUAGUUAAAUUCCUUCCGCUUAUUGAUAAAUAGCACAGAAUUCCAGUUUGCAAAUUUUAGAGAAGUUUUUUGGCCGGGUUUUCGAAGAAAAUCCGGCUUGUAGAUUAGGUCUGUCCGGGCGGAUGGGCGGAAUAACGUGUCUCAUGUUAACCUUUUUGUUCAUUCAAUAUCUGGACAAGUAUUUCAUCUAGAACAUUGAAACUUCAUAAGUAUGUUGGUCUUGAUGUGUAUAUGAUCUCUAUUGAUUUCAAGAUCACUGAAUUAAAGGUCAAGGCCACAGUGGCCUGAACAUUUGAAAAUGGUUUAUGCACGAUAUCUGUUCAAGUAUUUCACCUAGGACCUUGAAACUUCAUAGAUAUGUUGGUCUUAUUGUGUACUUGAUUUCAGGAUCACUGGGUCAAAGGUCAAGGUCACAGGGACCUGAACAUGUUAACCUUUUUGUUCACUAAAUAUCUGGACAAGUAUUUCACCUAGGACCUUGAAACUUCAUACAUAUGUUGGUCUUGAUGUGUAUAUGACCCCUAUUGAUUUCAGAGUCACUGGAUCAAAGGUCAAGGUCACUAGGACCUGAACAUUGAAAAUGGUUUCUGCUCAAUAUCUGGACAAGUAUUUCACCUAGGACCUUAAAACUUCAUAAGUAUGUUGGUCUUGUGUGUAUAUGACCCAAAUCUAUUUCAGUGUCACUGAGUCAAAGGUCAAGGUCACAGGGACCUGAACAUGUUAACCGUUUUGUUCACUCAAUAUCUGGACAGGUAUUUCACCUUGGACCUUGAAACUUCAUACGUAUGUUGGUCUUGAUAUGUUCAUGACCCCUAUUGAUUUUGGGGUCACUGGGUCAAAGGUCAAGGUCAAACAUUGAAAAUGGUCUUCGCUCAAUAUCUGGACAAGUAUUUCACCUAAGACAUUGAAACUUCACAGUUAUGUUGCUCUUGAUGUGUACCUGACCCAAUUUAUUUCAGGGUCAAAGGUCAAGGUCACAGGGAUAUAAACAUUGAAAAUGUUGGUUUUUGUUACUUUUAUUUUUUUACACCAAUUUUUUCUUUAAUUUCAUUUUCUACCUGUCAAUUUUCCUUCAAUAUUGCUUAUUAAUUUGGGGAUUAUUUAUUGUAUUCUAUUAUUAGAACUUUAAUUCAUUAUCACCUAAUUCGGAAAACCCGGCCAAAACGCCGUCAGGCGUAAGCUGCGUGUUUCUAUUUCAUUUUUUUUUUCUUGUCUCCACUAUCCAUCCCACCACCCUCCAGGGUCAUUCUUAUUCAUAUGAUAUUGUUUUACCUAUUUGAUGUAUGGACUUUUUGCCGUCCAACUGUCUGUCAUCAAUAUACAUUUUUCAGUAUUAUGUUCUAGUCUUUUAGUUUCUAGUCUUUUAAAUAUAUUAAUUCACUUAUUUGUUUCAAAUAAAUCCAUCUGGCAUUUUUUCGUGCAAAACAUUUUUCAAUCCAUAUUUUAGUUGAUUAUGUUACUUCCCUUUCAUGGUAAGGCAUGGAGGCGCAAAUAUAAAAUGGUUUGGAUCUUGGUGUAGAACUUGAAAAUGACGUUUUUAACUUAUGUAAAUAAUGUCUAGCAUUAUUUAAUCAGUGUCUUUGGUCUUUGUUGUGUUAAAUAUAUUACGAGAAACAGAUGUUUAUUGAUUCGAUCUCCUUAUUCUCGAAGUUGAUCUUUUCAAUUUUUUUCUGAAGUUAGGGCAAGUGCUUCUUUUUCAAGACAGUAUUAUGACCAAAUUUUAGUUUUAACUAGUAUCUAAUUUUAAAGCAUCUGUUCCUGGGAUUUAGCAUGUAAAUACUUGUGUUUUUUGAACUUGACAUUAAUUUUACAGAAAAAAUAUCUCAGUAAUGAAUGAACUAUUUAGAUCAUAACUGAUUUUUGUUUUUGAAUUGUAAGCCACAUCAACACAAUAUUAGGUCGUAUGUCAGACUUUCCUGCUUGUGAGGCUGGCGAAAGACCCAGGUGCCUCCUGGACAUUAUUUCAGGCAUGGACGCUCUCCUUUAUAGAACCACUGACCUUCCAUAAACCUUCACAUGAACGAAUCCUACAUUACGAGCGAGGUGUUCAAAACCUCAUAAAAAACGGUGAUUGGUGAGUAAUUCGAAGCAAGCGGCCUGAACCAAUCAGCUACGGAGGUCCCCACAUAAUAACUGCAAACCAUGAUUAGCAGUGGUUUUAGUUUUUGUUAACGAUAUGUAAAAAGAUUUGCAUUGGUCUCAAUUAGCUAAAUUAAUGUAAAAUGAUACAUCUAAGACAAGAAAUAGGCAGGUAUGAAAGGCUAUGUGUGUAGCUACAUUGAUUGUCCUAUGUGUGUAGAAGAAGAAGAAGAAAAAGUAGAAAAACGUGUUAAUUUAAUUUGUUAGAAAAAUGGUUCCAUUAGAAAUAAUGUAUUAAGUAAAACACUACCUGUUUAUUAUCAGAGUGCGAUGUGAGCAUAGGACAAUAUUGACAUUACAAUCAUUUACAUCUUUACCUGCCUCCUUAUUUUCAGCAAUUGUGUCGACAGCUUAUACAAUAUUUUAGUACAGAAUUGAGUAAGUCAACAAGUUGUAAAUAGUUCUGUUCAUAAUUUAUGUUUGGGAGUUUCUUUAUACAGCAUAUCAAUGCAGUAUUUGCACUUCUUUUUAUAUAAUAUAUAUAAUUUGAGACCUAUGUUCUAAUCGAUUUACACUGACACUGAAACUGUUUUAUUUGUUUAAAUCAUUCUAUUUUAUUGCAAGAAUUAGACUUUAAUAAAGAAACAAAAUGCAUCAUUUCUUAAGUGUUGACAACUUUCCUCUACAAAAAUAGCAAACGGCAACCCUAACCAGACCAUAGAUUAAUUAUAGCACUACAAGUAGUUUAAGAGUUGGGCUAUUGGUUCUGAUUGUGCAAUUUCGCAAAACUAUCAAAUGGAAAGAGGGAAGAGUAAAUUACAUUGGAACCAAAAGAUAUUUGUAAACUUUUAUAGAUGAUAAUAAAAGUACAUAUCUGAUAGGGUUCUUGCUUUUGUAAGAAACAUUUUUGCUGUUACAGUAGACAUAUAAUGUGAAAAAUGUCAUAAACGUUUGUUUAUAUGCGAUCACCUUAAAGAGAAAUCGUGACAGAA